Theobroma cacao (cacao) is the source of this 1720-nucleotide messenger RNA. RefSeq names its product thiosulfate/3-mercaptopyruvate sulfurtransferase 1, mitochondrial. Gene Ontology annotation, cellular component: mitochondrion. The record is from RefSeq and is a predicted model, not a curated record. Gene Ontology annotation, molecular function: thiosulfate-cyanide sulfurtransferase activity. NCBI's taxonomy places the organism in Eukaryota, Viridiplantae, Streptophyta, Magnoliopsida, Malvales, Malvaceae.
AUUCCAAUCCCAAUUCCAUAUUGAGUUAAGAAGCUUUCUCGUCAGUCUCCACUACCGCUACUUUCAGCAGCAACAAAAACAUUGAAGCUGCAAAGGCACAUAGAUAUCAAAGUCAGGCCUUUUUUGGCUUCUUUCUCCAAAGAAUCUGGCAGCACAAACAAAGUAGAGUCUCUCUCAACAACCUGAAACACCUUUUUCUAUAUGUUUUGUUCAUAAAUGGCAUCAUCUCUUCUCUCCAGAACUCUCUUGGGUCACCGCUUGGGUCAAUUCUCAUCCUCUCUCACACACAAACCCCUGAUUUUCUCUUCUCUUUUCAAUUUGCAGAAGAGACAGCUUCACGUACAGGCUGAGCCUACCUAUACACCAUAUAAAACAUCUGGUCGGCCUUCUCGUUUUAUGGCCUCAGCAAUUGACAGAAGAAUUAAUUUUUCUACGCAAUCUCUAUCCACAAAUGAUACGGUUGUUUCUGUUGAUUGGCUCCAUGCUAAUCUAAGGGAGCCUGAUAUGAAGGUACUGGAUGCAUCCUGGUACAUGCCAGAUGAGCAGAGGAAUCCUAUUCAAGAGUAUCAGGUUGCUCACAUUCCUGGUGCUCUUUUCUUUGAUGUUGAUGGAAUAGCGGAUCGAACUACAAAGUUGCCACAUAUGCUGCCAUCUGAGGAAGCCUUUGCUGCUGCGGUGUCUGCUCUUGGCAUCCAGAAUAAUGAUGGACUGGUUGUUUAUGAUGGAAAGGGAAUUUUUAGUGCAGCACGUGUCUGGUGGAUGUUCCGAGUCUUUGGGCAUGACCGAGUAUGGGUGUUAGAUGGAGGCCUCCCAAGGUGGCGUGCAUCAGGAUAUGAUGUUGAAUCUAGUGCUUCUAGUGAUGCUAUUUUGAAAGCCAGUGCUGCCAGUGAGGCUAUAGAGAAAGUCUAUCAGGGACAAACAGCUGGACCGGUCACAUUUCAGACAAAAUUUCAGCCACAUCUUGUCUGGACACUCGAUCAGGUUAGAAGAAACAUUGAGGAAAAAACUCACCAACAUAUAGAUGCCCGCUCCAAGCCCCGAUUUGAUGGUGCUGCACCAGAACCUCGCAAGGGAAUAAGAAGUGGCCAUGUCCCUGGCAGCAAAUGUAUUCCUUUUCCCCAUAUGUUGGAUGCUUCACAGACACUUUUACCCGCUGAUGAACUUAAGAAACGAUAUCAGGAAGAAGGCAUCUCAUUGGAAGGCCCUGUUGUUACUUCUUGUGGCACUGGUGUAACUGCUUGUGUUCUGGCAUUGGGCCUCCAUCGACUUGGGAAGUCUGAUGUUGCUGUGUAUGAUGGAUCUUGGACCGAAUGGGGUGCACAAUCAGACACACCUGUUGACACUUCACUGUAAAUCUUAAUGCCACCUGGUCAAAAUGUUCAGAACAAAACAGCUUGAGAUUGGCAAGUUCAGUUCUCAGAUUGUGAAGAAAAGGGGUUGAAUCUAUAACAGUUGAAUAUCAUUCAUCAUUUUUGGUUUCCAUUUUGCACCUGUAUGGUAACUUCAGAUCCACACUUGGUUUGAAAACAGAAAUGUUGAAUUCUAAGAUGUCUAUGAAAAAUGGUGUUUGCUGUUCACAUGAGCUGACAACAUAGGAUUCUGCUGCGAGCAAUCACAUUUUUAAGGCAGCAGAUGACUCAUAGGAGCUUAUGACCAGUGUUGGGACAUUGGUAUUGGUCAAAGAUAAAUAAAUAAGCAGCAGCAGCAUAAAUUUCUUUUC